This is a messenger RNA of Gadus macrocephalus (Pacific cod), 5126 nucleotides long. RefSeq names its product kelch-like ECH-associated protein 1b (gene keap1b). The transcript is spliced from 8 exons. NCBI's taxonomy places the organism in Eukaryota, Metazoa, Chordata, Actinopteri, Gadiformes, Gadidae. The coding region runs from base 1233 to 3140 and encodes 635 amino acids. Gene Ontology annotation, molecular function: protein binding. The record is from RefSeq and is a predicted model, not a curated record.
CUCGUUGCACACUCUUAUUUUGAUAGCAAGGGGAGGCUCCUACAAUGCUUAGUCAUGGUGAGUUAUAGCUUUCCCAGUUCUUGUGGCGUACAGCUAGGCGGACAGCGAUGGUGGAUCUAGAUUACACACUGGAACACAGAAUACAUCGUCACCGUUAUUCAGUACAGGAGCUCGGUUAGCGGAUGGACAUGGUCACCAUGACCAGCAGGAAACUGGGUGUGGAGACGUGACCGUAGUGGAGCUCUCUUGUUUCUCACUUCUGGACAUGCUUCUGAGUUGUUGAUCACAGCUGACGGCUUCCCUGUAAACACGUUUCCUGAGUGUCACUGCUUCUAGGAAGGCUUUUCCAGAGAAAUACAGCUGCCAAGUCUCAGCCCGGAGGCCACAACUUCUGUUCACGUCACUUCUGGCACGUUGCACAACCUGGUUCUCCCACCCUGGCUAUGCAGAGUUGACAACACUUCCACCGCUUGGACAAGUACAUCUCACGCUGCCAUUGGACCUCUAAUGCUCUAGAACUAAUGCAAAUCUGAUCUUUUUUUUUUUAUUAUUACAACCUUUUUGGGAAUUAUUUUCAAGUUGGUCAGCAAGGCAUGAACUUUAGUGAUAAUGGAAAAUUAUGCGAAAGACACGCGUUCAAGAGAACGUUUUCUUCCUUUGUUUGACCUGCGUGUUGUAGUGUCUGAAGCCGAGCUUGAGGUCAGAAACAAACCACAACAACUUUCGAACAAACUUCCAAUCCGUGGAACGAGGAGCUGACUGGUGCUUGGAUCUAGUCCUGUUGUACCUGGUGUUUCGUACCUGGUUUGACUUGAAACCCUUCAUCUCGCUUUCCCUGUCGGAUCACACAACGGGGACGGAGUAAUCCUCGGACACAGCGGCCUUGCCCUUCCCUGCUUGUCCUCACUUUCUCUCUUUGUCAAUGAAAGAGAAGGUGGUGAUUGCUGCCAUUUAGAAGUAUUUUGUUGUAAUUUCUGAGAGGGCAUCAUGGUUGUUCUGAAAGGCUGAGCGAAGACACCCACAACAACUGCCCUCUGAUUUGAGGAAAACCUCCAAACGAGCCCCGCUGGAAAGGGUCCGGAGCCCUCCCAUUCCUUCUCCUUUCAUACUGUACAACAUCCCGCGUGCGCAGGGAGGAUGUCGGUUGAUUCAGCGGGUGGCAACUAGAGAGGAGGACGACGACGACGACGACGACGAGGGAGAAGGAGGAGCAGGAGCAAGGAGGGGCGACGAUGACGGAGUCCAUGACCGAGUGCAAGGCCCUGGUGACGCCGUCCACCCGUAACGGCCACCGGGUGUUCAGCUACACGCUGGGCAGCCACACGGCGGCCGCCUUCGCCAUCAUGAACGAGCUGCGGCAGGAGCGGCAGCUGUGCGACGUGACGCUGCGCGUGCGCUACAACGACCUGGACGCGGUGGACUUUGUGGCGCACAAGGUGGUGCUGGCAUCCUCCUCGCCCGUGUUCAGGGCCAUGUUCACCAACGGCCUGAAGGAGUGCGGCAAGGAGGUGGUGCCCAUCGAGGGGAUCCAUCCCAGGGUGAUGGAAAGGCUGAUCGAGUUUGCCUACACUGCCAGCAUCUCUGUGGGGGAGAAGUGUGUGAUCCACAUCAUGAACGGUGCGGUCAUGUACCAGAUCGACAGCGUGGUCAAGGCCUGCUGCGACUUCCUGGUGCAGCAGCUGGACCCCAGCAACGCCAUCGGCAUUGCCAACUUUGCCGAGCAGAUCAGCUGCACGGAGCUGCACCAGAAGGCCAGGGAGUACAUCUAUAUGAAUUUCAGCCAGGUGGCCACCCAGGAGGAGUUCUUCAACCUGUCCCACUGCCAGCUGGUCACCCUCAUCAGCCGGGACGAGCUCAACGUGCGCUGCGAGUCGGAGGUGUUCCACGCGUGCGUGGCGUGGGUGCGCUACGACCAGGAGAACCGCCGGCCCUACGUGCAGGCCCUGCUGCAGGCCGUGCGCUGCCACUCCCUCACCCCCAACUUCCUGCAGACCCAGCUGCAGUCCCUGGACUGGGACUGGGACCCGCAGUGCAAGGACUACCUGGCCCAGAUCUUCCAGGACCUCACCCUCCACAAGCCCACCAAGCUCAACUCCUGCCGGACCCCCAAGGUGCCGCAGCUCAUCUACACGGCGGGGGGCUACUUCAGGCAGUCGCUCAGCUACCUGGAGGCGUACAACCCCUGCACGGGGGCGUGGCUGCGGCUGGCGGACCUGCAGGUGCCCCGCAGCGGGCUGGCGGCGUGCGUCAUCAGCGGGCUGUUCUACGCCGUGGGCGGCCGGAACAACGCGCCCGACGGCAACAUGGACUCCAACACGCUGGACUGCUACAACCCCAUGAACAACUGCUGGCUGCCCUGUGCGCCCAUGAGCGUGCCCCGCAACCGCAUCGGCGUGGGCGUGAUCGACGGGCUGAUCUACGCCGUGGGCGGGUCCCACGGCUGCAUCCACCACAACAGCGUGGAGAGGUAUGACCCUGAGAGGGACCAGUGGCAGCUGGUGGCACCGAUGAUGUCGCGGCGCAUCGGGGUGGGCGUCACGGUCAUCAACAGGCUGCUGUACGCCGUUGGGGGCUUCGACGGCACCCACCGCCUCAGCUCCUCAGAGUGCUACGACCCCGACCGGGACGAGUGGAGCCCCAUGUCCUCGAUGCACACGGUCCGCUCCGGAGCAGGUGUGUGCGCGCUGGGCAACCGCAUCUACGUGAUGGGCGGCUACGACGGCACCAACCAGCUGAACACGGUGGAGUGCUACGAGGUGGAGACGGACAGCUGGAGCCUCGCUGCGUCCAUGAGGCACCGGCGUAGCGCGCUCGGGGUCACCGCGCACCACGGACGCAUCUACGUCCUGGGCGGCUACGAUGGCAACACGUUCCUGGACAGCGUGGAGCGCUACGACCCCGAGACGGACUCUUGGUCCGAGGUCACCCUAAUGACCUCCGGGCGCAGCGGGGUGGGUGUGGCCGUCACCAUGGAGCCCUGCCAGAAGGACCUCCAGACGUGUCCGCGAGCGGAGCGUGACGCGGGCUCGGCGUCCCCGCCCGUUCACCACCCCCCCUCCUCCUCCUCCGCCUCCUCCGCCUCCUCCACGUCGUCCUCUUCCUCCCAGAGACACAGCGACCUCCCUGAGAGGAACACGUGAGGGCAGGGGGGGGCGGUCUUCUCCUGGAGCUCCUCUGUCUCAUCUCUUUCUCAGUCUUCCUCCACCAAAAACCUGCAAAAAACAAACAAUCACAGAUGUGCUGGAUCCGCCUCCUCACCUUUAAUCUGGGUGAGGAUUUACAGUAAAAAAAGAUUCUAUACAGUGUCUCUUUGUUUAGUUUUUUGGACCAAUUUGUCAUUUAAUGGUAAACAGUUCAGUGGGAAUCGGCCACAGAACAAUUUGUGUGUGUGUGUGCGUGUGUGUGUGAUUGGACCAAUGACUCCCCUGUUUUACCUAAUGGGAGAGAGGGCUGUGUGCUCUGAAGGGCCAUUCAUUGGCUCAGGGCUGCACCAACAGCCAAGGAUUCAUUUUAUAUUUCACAACCAGCUGUGCGUAAAAACCAAAAUACAUGGAGGAAAACUAUUUCAUAAAAUCUAUUAUUUAUAAGGAGGGUGAGAUGGGGGAUCCAUGAUAUCAUUAAGUUAGUAUCAGACAGCACAAAGCCAUUUUCCACGGCUGUAGGCUUCACUAGUCUUCAGAUUUUGUUUCUUUGGGGUGCCGGACUUGGAUCCUGCCUGGAACCCUGUAUUCUGAUUAGUGGAAAAACAGUGUACGAAAAUCCUAAAUCUCUGGCCCUAUCAAAAUGACGUCACAGGCUUUUUUUUAAGCAAAAGGAAAUCUGUUGCGUUUUUUUCAAAGUUUUGCAUCCACACGCCAAGGUUUUCAAACUAUCCUCGUCAACAAGGAAACGCAACAAUUAUAAUUACAAUUAGGGCAUUUGGCAGACGCUUUUAUCCAAAGCGACUUACAUCGGUUAAUACACACCGACAGCAGAGUCAACCAUGCAAGGCGACAGCCAGCUCGUCAGGAGCAGUUAGGGUUAAGUGUCUUGCUCAGGGACACAUCAACAAUCAGUUAGGAGGAGCUGGGGAUUGAACUAGCAACCUCUCGGUUACAAGCAACGAGAUUGCAACGAGUGAAAGGGUGUAGUAAAUAUUUCAGGCAAGUAGUUGGCGGUGUAACCUUUCUGCUUAAAUAUGCAAAAAAACGUCCACAAGCCUGUUUUAAACGGCUUCCUACCCCAACGUACCGUCAUGGUUUGCUAUAAGCUACGUUUUCGCCCCACGGCUGCGUUUUAAAAAAGCUUAACUCUGGAAGACUGAUUUCAGGUAUAAAAACCCUCUUAUGUCAUGUGGAUGCAAGGCAGACCCGCAGCAUAACUUCUUCGUUUUUAAAAACCUCUGGCGUCGUAUGGAUGGGCCUUAAAACAAAUCUAACAUGACAAAUACAAAUCAAAUGAUUGGACGUGAAUCAAGGGAAAUAGAAAUAGCCCAACUCAUAAAUUGAUAAUGGAGUUGUUGGUCUAUUCUAAAAUACUGUACGUUUUGUUGGUUGUUUAAUUUGGAAGUCUGUAGUGGGGAAAUAAUGUAGCAUUUGGUUCACAGGACACCUUUUCCAGACAACAAGAGAACCAAUAAUUAUAGAUUCUGGACAAGGUGAAUCCCACCACAUCUGGACCCAGAACGGAAACUAUGGGACACUUUUGUUAGCCAAACCUCAGAAACUCAACACGUUAUGUAGUCUGAAAUUAAAAUUGUGGGAAAUAAAAGUUGUAACAGCAUUUAAGCUACAAAAAGUUUAUAAUAAAUGUUUUUGUACAUUGAUUUUCAGUCUUCUACACAAUUUAGGUUGCGAUUUUGUUUUAAUUUAUUUGUUCUGACUCUUUGAUUUUUCUUGACCUAAACUGACAACUUUGUAUUGAGUAGGAACGCAGUUUCGUUCAAACUAACUAGCAUGUGUUAUAACUACCAGGAAGGCCUGUGAUAAGAGUUUUAAACAUUUGUAAAAAACUUUGUUUGAUUUGAAAGGGAUUUUCUUUUCCCGCGUCAGUAGUUGGAAUGAAAGAACACAAUAUUUAAUGUCUGCUUUGUACAUUUUUCAGCAAACCAUUCUCUGUAAUAAAAAAAAGUACAUCGUGGAACAACA